This is a messenger RNA of Caenorhabditis briggsae, 1359 nucleotides long. RefSeq names its product Protein CBR-DMD-6 (gene Cbr-dmd-6). The transcript has 6 exons. Gene Ontology annotation, biological process: regulation of DNA-templated transcription. The record is from RefSeq and is a predicted model, not a curated record. NCBI's taxonomy places the organism in Eukaryota, Metazoa, Nematoda, Chromadorea, Rhabditida, Rhabditidae. The coding region runs from base 1 to 1359 and encodes 452 amino acids. Gene Ontology annotation, molecular function: sequence-specific DNA binding.
AUGAGCCCACACAUCAUCGCAACAGUGACCAUUGACGACGAGAACCAACACCACCGAUCCAACGAGAACUACUCGCCAUCCUCCCAAGACAUGUCAAGCUCCCCAAAACCAAAAGGACGAAUUCUGUACUGUCGAAAGUGCGAAGGACAUGGUGAAAAAGUGAUUUUGAAGAAUCACUCACCCCAAUGCCCCUAUAUCCUUUGCAGUUGUAAAUCUUGUGAAAAGUUAAACUACAAACGGCUGAAGUCGUUUAACAAGCGGAACAAGGAGAAGAUUGAGCUAGCAGCCGCACUUAACGCUAAACGACAUGCCACAGAAUCCAGCUCCAGUGUUGACGAUGAAGAAGGAUACUCCAGACGAUCAUCGUUCUGCUCAAAGACUUCUACACCUGAUAUGGAUAGCAGUGAUACGCGAACAUCAUCGACGACGCCUAUCACACGUACCAGCCCCUCAGUCAUGUCCUCCACAUCCACACCAAACAAUAAUGGCCUAGAACCCCGAAGUGGCUCCCUAGGCCAGAUGACAGUGAUGUCCUAUGAUAUAUGGAAGGCAAAAUGUGCGUCGGAAAAGCGGCGACUAGAAUUGGAACGAUCCAAAAAGAAUUCAUCAGUCACGCGGAGCCCAAGUCCAACGCCAAUGAGGAAGAGAGCACACACAUUUGUAGCACAACCAACGCAAAACCGAGUCGAAGACAUCCCAGUGAUUGCUCCAAAGAAAAUGUCAGUUGACGAAAUAUCCGGAAAAGGAAAAUACAUCCUCCUCCCAACGAUCCCAGCGAUGCGAAUCUUCGUCAACGACGCCGACGAGGAGAAGCCACUUCCAGCAGCUCUCCCACCAAUGAGCCAACCACCACAACUUCCAAUGUCCUCCAUUGCUCAGCUCACCACGGCGGCUCCAAUCCUCCCAAUGACAUCUACCAUUCCAAGGUUCCAAAUCCCAGUGACCUCUCCAAUGCUGGCCAGGCCGAUUCCUGCUGCUCCAGUGCUCUCGCAAAUGUCGCCAUUCAAGCCAGUAACUCCACAAGCUCAACUUCCACAACUAUCCACUGAACAGAGCAUCAGUUCCCUCAUCCUUCACAAUACCGUACUCCAGCAACAACAGCAAAAUAACCAAAUGAUGGAUUUGAUGGGAUCCCAAACCCAACCUACUGACGUUUUGUCUAUGCUCCGUCUUCAACAACAAGCAGCCCAACUUGCCGCCGCUCUUCAGGCUGCUGGUGUCACUUUGCCACCACUGGCCACACCUACAGUAACCCCAUCGUCGAUGCAAAUGCUUCAGAAGACAAUGCCAACACUCUCAACGCCCAAUCUUCUUACCAACCCAUUCUUGCAAUCUCCACUUUUCACGAACCCGGUUUAA